AUGAGUCCAGAGCGUCUGCUCUCGUUGUACACCCUGUUGUUAGAAUGUGCCGACUUGAACAAGCGAUUUUCGCCGGCGAAGCCGACUUCUUUGGAGAUUUGGAAUUUCGAGUACGAUAGUGCUAAAGAAAAGUUGAUCUUGAACAAAAUGGGUAGUGAAAAGAAGCUAAUGUGAGUUGUUCAGCCUUGUAUAGAUUCGCUUGGUUUAAUUCUAUGCGGUUUCUUUUUUAAAUUUGAAAUCUGCUUCUUGUUCUAGCCCGGAAGAAAAAUUUGAAAUCAAAGGGGCCUCCAAGGUGAAGAUUGGACUGUUUGAAAGUGGAAACGAUGUCGUUUGGGGUGGAACAGUUACAAUAGGCAAUGAGUAAGAAUCUAAAAAUUUACCUUUGACCUUUUUGACAAUGAAUUAUAAUCAAUUUUUAGUAAUUAUUUUACGUUGACGACUGGUCCUACGGAAACUCGGAUGUAUGCAGAUUCAGCCCUCUAUUUACUCUGGAGUCACGACAGGGCUCUUCAAUUGGCCUGUAAAACCAACAUGUUUACCCAUUUUCUGUCACUUAUCGGGGUUGCGCAGGAGGCCGUAACACAAGAUUUUUUAAAAUGUGAGGAUUCCGUGGCAAUCCGAGAGGAUCAGGGGAGAUUACUGUACAAAGCGGGAAGAAAUUGCAGAGUUGUGAAUAUUUCUAAUCCGAUCAAAUGGGAAAUGACCACUAAAGAAUGCGAUGAUGCUGCUGAAUCGAAAUUUGAUCUGCAGGCUGAUGGACAUACGACGUUUUAUUCAUUGGUAAAUCUUUGUGGAAUUUUGGUCAGAAAUGGGAAAUUUUCGGGAUUUUUUUUGGAAAGUUUUAACAUGUAAAUUCCGGGGUCUGUUGAAAGAAUUUAAAUACAGGGUACUACUGAAUGUCUUACUUAGCCAAAGACACUGAUAUUCCGAGAAACUCAAUUGAAAAUCAUUACAAAAAUUUUCUAAUAAGUUUCACCGAUAUCGGGCUCUAAAUUUUGGAAUGAAAAUAUCAAGGGCCAGUACGGGAGCCUCCGUGAACUCGGGCCUGUCAUAUUUGGUGGACAAAAAAUGGGGCACCUCAGCUUCAAUUUGAUAUAAAUUUUAUAGAAAUUGGUGCAUUAUUGGCGGAGAAAUAUUCGAAGUAAGGGGAAGCUUCGGCUGAACCACCCUGUAUAAAUUUUUGAAGUGAAUUUUUAACCAACUAAAGUAAUCAUUUUCCAGACCUAUCUACAGCUCACCACGACCUGCCAAAUUGAUACAGAUGGGAUCGAUCUGGACAACACUCAUAUAAAGUUUUUCAAUUCCGCUUCGGAGGCAAAUAAUACGUAAGCAAAAUAAUACUUCUUUGACAUGAACUUGAUUUUAGCCUUACAACAACUGCAAGUGCCCCCUUACUCGAUGGUUGGAUGGUCUAUGCACUUGGUAUAUCUAACGGACUCCUUUUGCUGAUCGUUGUCGUGGUUGUUGUGGUCGUACUCAUCAGGAAAAAUAAAUGUGUGAGUGAUUUUAAUUUUUGAAUUUUUUUGGUUGUUGUCUCGUUAUAAAAUUUUGAUUUUUUUCAAUGCUGGCAAAAGAAGCCUCCUCCGAAGCCGACCCUCCUGCAAAAACCCAAAUUCGGCAGUUCCACCGAGACAGACUCCCUUCAGAAAUUAGGAUCGGCGGCAGCUUCGGAAACCUCCAAAGGUAGCGCCGAAAAAGUUGGCAAAAAGAAAAAUAAAAAUGAGAAACAAAAAGGAGCCGGGAAGUUGAAAAAGGGCUCUAAAGACAAGGAAAAGGACAAAAAGAAGAAGGAAAAGCCCGAGGAAUCGAAGGCCAAGGAAAAGAAUGCCGAAGAGAAAAAGGAGAAGAACCCCAAAUCGGCGGAGAAGAGUACAAAAACCGAGGAAACGAGCAAGGAAAUGGUCACGCAAGUGAUGAGAAAACACGGAAACAAGAUGAAAUUAGGGCCAAAUGCAACAAAGGAGGAGAGGGAAUCGUUCUUGGCCAUGUCCGCCAGAGUCGAGAAGAUCAUGGAUGAAGCGCCUGGGGUAAGAAAGAGAAUUAUUUUUUGGGGUUGAAGUGAUGGAUAAUAUAGAAAAAAAAGAUUUUUUUUUUGACCUGUUGAGUAUCUUAUUCUUUCUAUCUUGAUAGUUUGAAGCUCCAAUUUUGACUUAUAUAUUUUGACUCCAGAAACCCCGGGUAUUCAGCAUUUCGGACGGUCGAAAAUACAAAAUCACCACCUGGCAUCACCUUCCUCACGCCUAUACGGGAACUUUGAUCUUUGAAUGCGUGAAUGUGAGUGAUCUUAUGGACACGAAAUGCCUGAAAGUCCAUGAAAAUGCAGCUCAUAGAGAUCGAGAGCUGGAAAUGUUGAUGUUGGAUACGAAUGAGGAACCGAGAAGGCAAGAUUUUGACACAUUGGGUACCUCAUCUGAAAGAUUAAUUUUUUAUGUAACAAAAAAAUUUUUCAGAGUUUUCCCUCGAGUCAUUGAAAAAGUUGACAUGAAUGAACUUGGAUGGGGAAUCUUGAUGGAAAUGCUCGGAGACAAAACUAGCUCUUUGUUCCGCCGAAUCCGAAAAGAAGGCAACUUCCAAGGCGGAUUUAUGUACAUGAAACACAUGGCCGAAGCCCUGGAAAGAGUCCAUGCACUCGAGUUAGUCCAUAACAAUGUCAAACCAAACCAUUUUGUAUUCGAUCUCAAAAAAGAGAAGGUAAGAUGAGUUUGAAAAAAAAAAUUUUUUUGGUAUUACGGUAUUUUUUUAUUGAAACUUUUUUUUAUUACGGUAUUUUUUAUUAAAAAAAAAUUUUUUUUGUGAUUUUUUAAAUUUCACCCAUUUUUUUGCAGUUCAUGAUGGUCGACCCGCGCUUUGCGCACGACCUCAAAGACCCCGGGCAACACCGUCCAAUCGAGGAUUACGACGCGAAAAAUUUGGAAUUUGUCAGCCGAAGAGCCAUGAGCCAUCGCCCAACCCAAAUCAUCGACGAUUAUGAAUCGAUUUGUCUAAUUUUUGUGGCCAUGCUGUUCAAAACAACGUUUGCGGAAAAGGGCGAUGCGAAUGCGAGCGAAAAGAAGAAGGAGGACUUUUUGGGUGGAGGGUAUGCAAGUAAAUUGAAGGGGAAUGGACUGAUCAAUUUGUUCGAAUUUCUGGAACAAUGUGAACGGAAGAUUCGACAAGGGGAUGAGCAGGCUUUCACACAUGAAAAGUUCAGAGAGCACCUGAGAAUGGUAGGAAUUUUGAGGGGUUUUUGGGGAGGUUCGAGGGGAAGGAAGGCCGAAAGAUUUUAAAUUUUUUGUGCUCAUAUUUGAAUGAAACUUGGCCAAAAUUUUGAGUAAAAUUUUUUGAGAAGAUAUAAGGGGCUUUUAGCUUGUUUAUUGCAGGUAUUAUCACGAUUUUAAGGUCGAAAAAUGCCAAAAAUUUGAUUAUUUUUAAAAAUUUUUCAGUCCAGCGAAAAAAAAUCAAAAUUUCGAUGAUUUUUGGGCCAAAAAAUCUCAGCAAGAUGCAAGCUAAAAACAUCGCAUUUUUUGCUUACAAAAGUGUAAUCAAACUUUGAACCAAGUUAUAUCAAAAUUUUCAUGAACACAUGCGUCUUGGCCAUCAAAAUUUCAAAAUUAAUUUCGAAUCUGAUUGUCCCAUUUAGGCCGCUAUGGAGCACAAUAUUGAUCUUGGAGCAGCCAUCAAGUACGAAGCCAACGACACCAAAGAUGAGGGGCCGGGCUAUGGAGGACCGGAUGAUGAUGAUAUUGGAGAUGGCGCCGAGUACAAUGAGAUGAUCAAUUUGGUGGACAAAAAGUCCUCACUCUCGGAAGAGGAACCCUUUAGUUAG
Messenger RNA from Bursaphelenchus xylophilus (pine wood nematode), 3805 nucleotides. Lineage: Eukaryota; Metazoa; Nematoda; Chromadorea; Rhabditida; Aphelenchoididae. The record is from the annotation of a GenBank genome assembly.